AUGGUGUGCCUUGUCAAAUUUGUUGCUUUUGUUUUCGGGUUCUACGCCAAUGCUUCCACGGCAGCAUUCAUUCAACACCGCCAGUACUGGCCGGAUCCCGGGGCAGGGCCGAACACUCCUCAACAAUGUACGGAAACAUCCUUAACGAGUCCGACAUGGGGCAUUUACAGUCCUUCCCUGGUGGCGAUCAACAGUUCCAGUGGUGGGACACAGGGCGAUAUUCGGUUUCUGACCGUCAACGCUGCGAGCGGCCUGACUGCGGAGUGCGCGGCAACCGACAUCGAUAUCUACCCCAAGGGGGCCGCUCUAAACAUAUGGCACAAUUGCAGUAUACCAGAGCUGUUUGUCCAAUUCGACCUUGAAAGUUUUGAAAUGCGGCUCAGGGGAAGUUGGCAGUGUGAUAAUUCUUCGAGCAUCGUCUUCACGGCAAACGGUACAUGGGAGACCCCGCUCAUCCAAGGCUGUUUCGACGAGGAUACGCCUCGUGGACGCGAAACACUGUGUAUCAUGGGCAACUCCCAGGUUCCCUCCAGUCUCUCGAGCCCCGUGGCCAUCCAUCCGCAGUUGCCCCUUUUCCCAUACACGCCCAGGGAGCGGGCUAAACGGUGCGUUGAUAGAUCAUACGACCCGGAAUGGCAGAUCAACAACCUGCUGUAUGAAUACCAUAUGGUCGAAACGGACAACAAGACCUCGGUAUACUACGAUUUGCUUUUGUCAGUUAUCAAUCUUUCUAAUGGGGAGAACACGGAAUGCUCUAUCACAGUGGACCUCCUGCAGCCCUCAAUCCUCAACGGAUCUGCUCCGUGGGUUGGUUGCCAAGGGACAAACGUGACCAACUCGUCCUCCACUCCCGCCACUUUUGACGUGAUGAUAGAUAGGGACUACGGAAUAUUUGGAAUUCGGGAUACGUGGGAAUGCUCAGACGGUGUUCCUGAUGUCGAGGGGAACGAAUUCAGUGGGAUAGGAUACACCAGUAUUGAUCUCGACUGCGGUAAUCCCCGGAACCUGGCUGUAUAUGACAGUCAAGGUUUGGCUGUAGAAGCUUCGUCCGACUACAACUGCAGUUUGGCGACAUCGCCGGCCACAUUCACUGGGUACCGAGCUGAAGUUCCUCCAAUACCGCACACGUAUUACACACGGAGUUGCACCAUCAACUCAAUUUACAAUACGACGACUAUGGCCCUGCGAGAAUAUCAAAUCGAGACUACCCCCCAGGACGAUAACAACAACGAGGCAUCCAUUACUGGAACCUUUGGCCUCUACAACCCGGGUUCCGGGGAUACAUACAAGCUGUAUCGGAUCCCAGUGAUAGACGACGGCGACUGGCAUGAGUGCACGGCAGGCCUACGGGCCUUGCCCUGGCAACUGGUGACGUGCCAGUACAUGCUAGACAGACGCAGUAACCGACUUGCGUUUCAAGUCCAGUGGUAUUGUGAUGACCGAGAUGCGCGCAGCGCAAUUCUAUUCGAUGCGACAGUAGAGGAACAGCUACCGGUGGAAGCUUGCGAAUUAGUUGAUGGACGAGAAACUUGUGGUCUGCCAGUGGACGUAGCGGAGGUGGCCAUGGCGGUAUCUUCGUUGUCUUGGACCACAUCUGGGAAAGCAAUGGAUAUGGGUCCGACAAUGCCAUGGAUCUAG
Messenger RNA from Chaetomium fimeti, 1638 nucleotides. RefSeq lists its product as uncharacterized. NCBI's taxonomy places the organism in Eukaryota, Fungi, Ascomycota, Sordariomycetes, Sordariales, Chaetomiaceae. The record is from RefSeq and is a predicted model, not a curated record. The transcript has 4 exons. Bases 1 to 1638 code for a protein of 545 amino acids.